Rhincodon typus (whale shark) is the source of this 1502-nucleotide messenger RNA. Its product is annotated as vitamin K-dependent protein S-like. NCBI's taxonomy places the organism in Eukaryota, Metazoa, Chordata, Chondrichthyes, Orectolobiformes, Rhincodontidae. Gene Ontology annotation, molecular function: calcium ion binding. Gene Ontology annotation, cellular component: extracellular region. The coding region runs from base 159 to 1487 and encodes 442 amino acids. The transcript is spliced from 11 exons. The record is from RefSeq and is a predicted model, not a curated record.
UUCGAGCAAGAUUGGAAGCCUCUCCUCCCAGCUCCCUCCCCCGGCCCUCCUCUCUCCCGGGGCAGUUUCAGAUCACUGACCCCUGGGCCAGGCCGGAGAGAGCCCGCGGGAUCCCGGAUUGUGUGGGGACGCUGCUGUCCCUCUCUCGGCCUCUCGCCAUGGCCAGGACGCUGUACCGCGUAGCGCUGCUGUGCCUUGUGCUGUCCCAGGCGGUAUCCUUCCUGUCACACCAACGAGCAUCACAAUUCCUCACCAGAUACCGACGGGUAAAUGUGAUGUUUGAGGAACACAGACAAGGUUCCCUAGAGCGGGAAUGCAUUGAAGAAAUUUGCAAUCUAGAGGAAGCUAGGGAAAUAUUUGAGAACAAUCAAGAAACAGAGUACUUUUACCCCAGAUAUCUUGAUUGUCUCAGCCGCUACCAGGUAGGAGUUCCAAACCAGUACCGCAGUUCCAAAAAAUUUCCUGGGGAUUUGCGGAGCUGUAUUACCGAAAUUCCAGACCAGUGCAGCCCUUCACCAUGUAACCCUGACGGCUCAGUCCAAUGUGUGGACGAAGAGGCUGCGUUCACCUGCAUCUGUAAGGAAGGCUGGACAGGAGUUACAUGUCAGCAAGAUAUCGAUGAAUGCCAAAGUGGAAUAUUGGAGGAGAAAGCAUGCAACCAUUCCUGUCACAAUGUGCCUGGGAGUUAUCGCUGCUACUGUGAUGAAGGCUUUUAUAUUGAUUCAAAUAAACGGAACUGCAUUGAUAAGAACGAAUGCUUUACGCAUCCAAACAUUUGUGGGAAGGCAGCAUGCAACAAUCUGCCAGGUACCUUCGAGUGUAAAUGUGCCACAGGAUACGCCUUCAACUCCAUCACGAAAGACUGCCACGAUAUCGAUGAAUGUGCAGCAAACGUGUGUAGAUUUGGCUGUGUGAAUUUCCCCAGCAGCUACUCCUGCUUCUGUGACGGGAGGAAAGGAGAGAGAUUAUCUGCCGAUGGUCAGAGUUGUCAGGAAAUCCCCACGUGUGUCGCCCUUCAGACCAGCAGGAAGUCAGAUAUUCUAAACAUGGGGGAGCUGUUUGCUGGAAUUCCUGUUGUCUACCUUCGAUUCAAGAUCGCUGCCAAGAGCCGGUUUAACGCAAAAUUUGACCUGAGGACUUAUGACUCGGAAGGUGUUAUAUUCUAUGCUGAAACGAAUGGGAACAGUGCCUGGUUCCUGUUUGCUGUUCGGGAUGGAAAGCUGGAAGUUCAGUUCAAGAAUGAGAACAUAGCCAAGGUGACAAUUAGUGCUGGACCAUUAAUCAAUGAUGGGACCUGGCACACAAUCUCUGUGGAAGAAACUCAAAGUAGUGUGUUGGUGAAGAUCGCCCAGGAGUCCGUGAUCAAAAUCAAUAGUCCUAGACGACUCUUUUCAGUGGAUAAUGAGACAACGGAGAUAAAGAUAUCUAUCGCAGGUUUACCCAGACAGGCAGAUCGUAUCCUUCCAACUGUAAUCACCAGUUAUUGAAACAUCUUACACUAG